Messenger RNA from Penicillium coprophilum, 2184 nucleotides. RefSeq names its product Zn(II)2Cys6 transcription factor. The record is from RefSeq and is a predicted model, not a curated record. Gene Ontology annotation, molecular function: transcription cis-regulatory region binding; DNA-binding transcription factor activity, RNA polymerase II-specific; zinc ion binding. The transcript is spliced from 7 exons. The coding region runs from base 1 to 2184 and encodes 727 amino acids. NCBI's taxonomy places the organism in Eukaryota, Fungi, Ascomycota, Eurotiomycetes, Eurotiales, Aspergillaceae. Gene Ontology annotation, cellular component: nucleus. Gene Ontology annotation, biological process: regulation of DNA-templated transcription.
AUGGAGGUCGAGUCGGCAGGUUCAGCCUCCAGUUCACAUGGAAAACAAGCUGCAUGUUUAAAUUGUCGGCGAAGCAAGAUUCGCUGCAACCGCCUGGCAGGCGAGUCCAGCUGCGAGAAAUGUAAGCAGACCAAUGCAGAGUGUAUUGUGCCCAACCAUCAUCUAGGCCGACAGAAGGGUGUUAAGAAUAAACGCAAGGGCCUGGAGAAAGCGAUACAUCAGAUCGAGCAGGCAAUCAAGCGGCCCAAAGUUGACUCUAGUGACGGUGAUGCGCAAAGGGCUAUUUCAGUCCUACAGGACCUUCUUGGUCAAGUCCAGGGCCAGUUGACCCAGAAUCAACAUGAGAAUACGAACGACCUCUCAGAGGUACCAGAUUAUCCGCGCAUGACCCCUCCACGCGAUACUCAUGCGGAGGAGAGUCUUGCUCUUGUCGAUGCAGAAAACCCCCUCCAGCUGCUUGCCAGAGCUUCAGAUCUUCAGCUUUCGCCGACGGGGGUGCGUCCUGCGCCAAGACGUCCAAUGCAAUCGUCAGAGGGUUCAUUUUUCCUUCAAAGCACCCCGAUGAGAGAACCGAGUGGCAAGUCAUUUUUUGUUCCCACAAAAGCAAAUCUGGAUGUUGGACCUGAACUUGACCCUGUUGAGCUGGGUUUGGUUACAUUUGAUGAGUCGGAGUCUUUAUUUUCAUUCUUCUACCAAAAUCUCGCACACACUCGAUGGGGCCUCGAUCCUUUGAUACACACCCCGUCCUUUGUACGGUCCCAGUCGGCUUUCCUUUUUACUUCAAUUAUGGCAGGAGCUGCCCUAUUUUUACCAUCUGCUGCUGCUCUAUCCAAAAGACUAUCUAGGCAUUGCAAAUGGCUCGCGAAGCGUGUGUUCACACACCGCCAUAGGUCUGCUGAGAUUGUUCUGGCUUUCAUGGUGAACGUUCCAUGGAUGAACCCUGGUGAUAGACUGGGGGACGAUGAUACUUGCUCCUAUAUUGCCAUGGCUCUCACUGUUGCUCUAGACUUAUCUUUGAACAAGAUUGUCUCGCCAUCUUCAAGCUUUCAACAAGAACUCAUGAAUCGUCUGGCACGAGCAGAGUGUAUUGAUGCGAAGAGGGCUUUACACAUGGAUGGAUUUGAUGAUGUUGACCCAUCAUCAGAGUGGGGCCUCAGGUUGUUACGAAGACGGGAAAGAGCAUGGAUUGCGUUGUAUGUUGUUGAGAGGGGUGUUUGCCUUGCACGUGGACGAAGCUAUACGGUUCCGCCAACAACGCUCAUAGAAAACUGUGAUCGUUGGCACCUCUCCAAUAUUGCAGACCCGCGUGAUGGUUCUAUGAAUUCUAUGGCAGUUCUUCGAAGGGACCUUGAUGGACUUUUUCAGAAAGUCAAAUCAAGCUGUGAUACUUAUCGCGUCGUCGAUACCGGCUCAGAAGCUGCCCAGCUAAUCAAGGAAACCAUUCAAACCUUCUACGAGCGGUGGUAUGCAACUUGGGCCUUGUCCAUUGGGGAGGAAGACACAUGCUCUUUACCCCCAUAUGUCGAGAUCCUUGUCACGCAUACUCAGUUGUCCACCUACGGUGGUGUCAUUAAUCACCCAACAGCUCCAAUUGAGGUUAAACGUUUCUUCCGCGCGGCUGGUCUAUCGUCUGCAUUGAACGUCCUGCGAGCAGCCAUACAGGGCGAAUCCCGACUGAAAUCAAUGCCAAACAAUACCGUCAUCAUGAUCUCCUUUGCUGCGUGCUCUGCCCUCAGUCUCAGCGUAACACCUGGCGACAGCAGAUCCAGUUUGGCGCCGAGCGUCCGAAAUCUCAUCGAAGAGACUGCCGGCGUCCUAGAGAGAAUAGGAUCAACACCAAGUCAUCGAAGCGGCGCCUCUGUGCUUUACGGAAGAUUCUUGCGUGAGUUGAUCCGACGUGCACCGGCCUUGCCUUUACAAUCCCGAGGAAAUCCAUCCAAAGUCGAUCCACCCGAGCCGACAUUUCCGUCUGCUUGUCUGGAUCAUUCUGCGGUUCCCGUAACACUACCGCCCGAGGAUCUCUGGUCUGAGCCAUUGCAGUUCUCUGCCAUGUCUGAUAAUCAGAUCGUCGAUGCAGUCAACCGGGCGGGCACCGCGUUUGGUGCGUCGAUCCCGGAUGUGCCUCUUGAUGACAUGCUUAAUUGGGAUUGGCUUGACUUUGCCAACCCGGAUUUCAAUUUUUAG